Molecule: messenger RNA, 11958 nt
Organism: Rana temporaria (common frog)
Lineage: Eukaryota; Metazoa; Chordata; Amphibia; Anura; Ranidae
Exons: 6
Coding region: 1-11742 (3913 amino acids)
Source: RefSeq, a predicted model, not a curated record
AUGAGUUGGAACCAGCCUCAGCUCACAUCACCGGGUGGAUCCAGUAACAGAAACCCACCAGAGAUGUGUCCCCAUCUUCUGAAUUCCCGGGACUCCACACAGGAAAGCCACAAUACCUCUCAGGAAAAGGUCGUAAACCAAAAGACAACAGAGAUGGCAAACUGUUCCAGUAGGGAGAAGAGGCCGGAGGAACCAGCCACAAAGACCACCGCUGAAUCCAGUAACAGAAACCUACCAGAGUGGUGUCCUCCCCAUCCUCUGUCUUCCCGGGAACCCUCACAGAUGGCUUACUUAAUCCCAAAAAAAGAGGUACAUAAUGAGAUAGACGCACAAGCUUUAAGGCAGACAAACAACAGUGAUGAUAUAGAGAAGAUCCGCGAGGUUCCCGCUGUUGAGACCACAGAACAAAAUGGAAAUUCCAAAGCCGAAGCAAAUCAUGGCUCUUUUACCUCAAACCAAACUGAAGCCAGCCCUGCUGUGGACAACUCAACGAUAACCUGUGGGGAUGAUACAAACUCUGGUUCUGUAAAGGACACAAAUAAUGUCUCCAAGAGCAAAGAAACAAAAGAAAAAACCAAUAGGAACUUCAACGAUGUGGUUGGUCACAGCCCCAUCAGUUCAAAGCAACCUGAAGCUAACGCCAUAACUUCAAACCCAAAUGAAAUGGGCACCAUCACUCCAAAUCAAACUGAAAAUGACACAAUCAUUUUAAAGCAAACGGAAGCCAAUGUCAUCACGUCAAACCAAGACAAAGCUGACACCAUCACUUCAAAGCAAAUUGAAGCUGACACCAUCGCUUUGAUGCAAACUGAGGCUAACACCAUAAUUUCAACCCCAACUGAAGAGGAUUCCAUGAAUUCAAAGCAAAUUGAAGCUGACACCAUCGCUUUGAUGAAAACUGAGGCUAACACCAUCAUUUUAACCCCAACUGAAGAGGAUUCCAUGAAUUCAAAGCAAACUGAAGCCGAAACCCUCACUUCAAAAAUUAAAACCGAAGCUGACCCCAUCAUUUCAACCCUAACUGAAGAGUAUUCCAUGACUUCAAAGCGAACUGAAGCUGACGCUGUCACCUCAAACCCAAUUCAAGAGGAUGCUAUGACUUCAAAUCAAACUGAAGCUGACACCAUCAUUUCAAACCCAACUCAAGAGGUUUCCAUACCUUCAAAGCAAACUGAAACUGAUGCCAUUACUUCAAACCCAACCAAAGAACACAUCACCACUUCAAAACCAAAUGAAGAGGAUGCCUUGAGUUCAAAUCAAACUGUAGCUGACAUUACCUCUCCAAACCCAACUGAAUCCAAUGCCUUAGCUGAAGCUGCAGAUAGCCCAACAAGAGCUUUUAGGGGCAAUAUACUCCCUUACCCUUACAGUAUCUUCAGUCUUGAUGUACCAGAAAGUAUAAGUCAUAGGAACCCAGUUGAAGAGGAUGCAAUGAUUUCAAAGCAAACCGAAGCUGAUGUUAUUACUUCAAACCCAACUAAAUCCAACGCCUCCGAUUCAAAACAAGCUAAAGCUGCAGAUAGCCCAACAAGAGAUUUCAGGGGCAGUAUACUCCCUCAUCCUUUAAUGAACACAAAUAGUGUCUUUAGACUUGAAGAACCAAAAAUUUGUAAAUCUAGGAAAACCAGUGCUGUGGUUGGCCGCCAGGCCAUCAUCGCUUCAAACCAAACUGAAGCCAACCCUGCUCUGAGUAAACCAAUAAGAGUGUUCAGUGAUAAUACACUCCCUCCUCCUGAAGCAUUGAAAAAUAAUACAAUUAAAGAUUCCACACCCGUGGGUGGUGACAGCACCAUAACGUCAAAUCAAACAGAAGCCAACUCUGCUGUAAAUUACCACACAACAAGGUGCAUAGAUGAUGCACUCCCUGUUCCUCUAAAGGACACAAAUGACAUUUUCAAUUUUGAGGCAAUAAAAAAUAAAAGAAUUAGGAACUCCAGGUCUGUGGUUGGUCCUGGCAUCUUUAUCUUUAACCCAUCUGAAGCCAAUUCUGAUGUGGAUAUCCCAAGAAGAGCUUUUAGGGAUGAAACCUUCCUUGCUCCUUUAAGGAACACACCUAACCGCUUCAAUUUCAAAGAGAAAACACUAAAGAUUACAAUUCAAAAUUCCUUAGCUGUGGUUGGUCACAGAGCCGCAGUGGCAAACCAAAUUGAAGCUGACCCAGUUGUGGAUAAACCAACAACUGCCUUGGACUUAACACUCUCUGCUCCUUUAAAGAACACAAACAAUGUCUCUAGUUUUGAGGCAAUGAAAUCUAAAAAAGAUAAGGACUCCAUGACUGCGGUUGGUCACAGCAGCAUAACUUCAAUCCAAACCAAAGUCAUCUCAGUUUUAAAUAAUCAAACAACAACCAGUGAAGACGAGACACUUCCUGCUCCAUUAAAGGACACAACUAACAUCUCAAAUUCCAAAACCACAGAGGAGAAACAAAUUCCGAAUUUUAUUGGUGUGGUUGGCCCCUGCCCCAUCACUAGAAGCAGAGCCAAAACAAACUCCACUUCAAAUAACCCAACAACUUGCAGGGAUGACGCAAUCUUGGCACCUGUAAAUUACACAAUCGACCUCUCCAACUCAAGUGCAACAAAAAAAUUGAAAACAACUACAGCUGUUGGUCACAACGCAAUAAUGUCAAGCCAAACUGAAUCAGACUCGGCCUUGAAGAUCCCAACAGUAGCUUUUAGGGAUGACACGCUCCCUGCUCCUUUAAAGGACAUGGAUAUUGUCUGUAAUCCUGAGGAAAUUACAAAUGAGAACUCCAAGUCUACGGUUGGUCACAAUGCCAUAAUCUCAAAUCAAAGCAAAGCUGUCUUUGCUGUGGACGACCCAACAACAUCUCAUAGAAUAGAUCCACAGAUUACUCUUUUAAGCAAUCCCGAGGCAAUCACAAAUGAGAAUAUUACAAACGCCAAGUCUACGGUUGAUCACAGUGCCGUCAUUUCAAACCAAACCAAAGCUGACUCUGCUAUGACUAACCCAACAACAAUUUUCAGGGAAGAUUCACAUAUUGCAUCUUUAAAGGACACAAAUAACGUCUCCAAUUACGAAGAAACAAAGAAGAAUACAAUUAAUAAUUCCACAUCUGUGAUCGUUUACAGCACUCUCACUUCAAAGCAAACAGAAGCUGACUCUGCUUCAAAUAAACCAGCAACUACCUGCAGGGAUGAUAGUGACGGUCCUCCUUUAAAUGACACAAAUAGUGUUUCCAACUCGGACAUGACAAGCGGGGAAAAAAGUGGAGAUCCCACAUCUGCGGUUGGUCAUGGUGCCAUAACUUCAAACCAAACUGAAGGUGACUCAGUUGUGGAGAAACUAACAGAAGCUUUCAUGGAUAAUGCACACCCUGCUUCUUUGAAGGACCCAAGUAACCUCUCAAAUUCUGAGGCACUGAAAAACACAAACACGAACUCCGAGUCUACGUCUGGUCACAGUGCCCCCACUUCAAACCAAACUAAAGGUGACUCAGCUGUGUAUAACCCAACAGCAUCUUGUAGAGAAAAUGCACAUACUGCAUCUUUGAAGGACACAAAUCAUUUCUCCAACUCUACAGAAACAAUAAAAGAUAAAAUUAAGAACUCCACGUCUGUGAUUGUUUAUAGCGCCAUCACUUCAAACCGAACCGAAGCGGAUUCUGCUUUGAAUAAGCAAGCAACAACCUGCGUAGACAAUACACUUUCUCGUCCUUUAAAUGACACAAAUAAGCUUUCUGACACUGGAAACAGCGAAAACAUUAGAAAUCCCACACCUGUGGUUGGUCAUGGUGUCAUAUCUUUGAACCAAACUGAAGUUGACUCAGUUGUGGAAAACCCAACUUGCAGGGACAAUACAGUUCCUGCUUCUUUAACGGACACAAAUAACGUCUCAAAUUUCCAAGCAACCGAAAAAAGAUUUUCUUGUAGUGCUAUCACUUCAAACCGAACCGAAGCUGAUUCUGCUUCAAAUAAACAAGAAACAACCUGCAAGGACAAUACACUUUCUCAUCCUUUAAAUGACACAAAUAAGCUUUCUGACUCGGACACUGCAUACAGGGAUAUAAUCAGAAAUCCCAAAUCUGUGGUUGGUCAUGGUGCCGUAACUUCGAACCAAACUGAGGUGGACACAGUUGUGGAAAACCCAACAGCUGUUUGCAGGGACAAUACACUUCCUGCUUCUUUAACGGACACAAAUAACAUCUCAAAUAUCCAAGCAACGAAAAAGAGAUUUACUUGCAGUGCCAUCACUUCAAACCGAACGGAAGCUGAUUCUACUUCAAAUAAGCAAGCAACAACCUGCAAGGACAAUACACGUUUUCCUCUUUUAUGUGACACAAAUAAUAUUUCUGACUCAGACACUGCAAACAGGGAAAUAAUCAGAAAUCCCACACCUGUGGUUGGUCAUGGUGCUGUAACUUCAAACCAAACUGAGGUUGACACAGUUGUGGAAAACCCAACAGCAGCUUGCAGUGACAAUACACUCCCUGCUUCUUUAAAGGACACAAAUAACAUCACAAAUUUGCAAGCAACGAAAAAGAGAACUACCUUCAGUGCCAUCACUUCAAACCAAACCGAAGCUGAUUCUGCUUUGAAUAAGCAAGCAACAACCUGCAAGGACAAUGCACGUUUUCUUCCUUUAUGUGACACAAAUAAAAUUUCGGACUCAGACACUGAAAACAGGGAAAUAAUCAGAAAUCCCGCAUCUGUGGUUGGUCAUGGUGUUGCAACUUUAAACCAAACUGAGGUUGACUCCGUUGUGGAAAACCCAACAGCAGUCUGCAGGGACAAUACACUCCCUGCUUCUUUAAAUAAGCAAGCAACAACCUGCGGUGACGAUACACGUUCUCCUCCUGUAAAUGACACAAAUAAGGCUUCUGAUUCAGACACUGCAAACAGGAAAAACAUUAGAAAUCCCACACCUGUGGUUGGUCAUGGUGACAUGUCUUUGAACCAAACUAAAGUUGACUCAGUUGUGGAAAACCCAACAGCUGUUUGCAGGGACAAUACACUUCCUGCUUCUUUAACGGACACAAAUAACGUCUCAAAUAUCCAAGCAACGACAAAGAGAUUUACUUACAGUGCCAUCACUUCAAACCGAACGGAAGCUGAUUCUGCUUUGAAUAAGCAAGCAACAACCUGCAAGGACAAUACACGUUUUCUUCCUUUAUGUGACACAAAUAAAAUUUCGGACUCAGACACUGAAAACAGGGAAAGAAUCAGAAAUCCCACAUCUGUGGUUGGUCAUGGUGUUGCAACUUUAAACCAAACUGAGGUUGACUCCGUUGUGGAAAACCCAACAGCAGCCUGCAGGGACAAUACACUCCCUGCUUCUUUAAAGGACACAAAUAACAUCUCAAAUUUGCAAGCAACAAAAAAGAUAAUUAAAUUCAUUGCCAUCACUUCAAACUCUACCGAAGCUGAUUCUGCUUCGAAUAAGCAAGCAACAGCCUGCAAGGACAAUAUAUUUUCUCCGCCUUUAAGUGACACAAAUAAAGUUUCUGACUCAGGCGCUGCAAACAUGGAAAAAAAUUGUAAUCCCACACCUGUGAUUUGUCCGGGUGACGUAACUUCGAACCAAACUGAGGUUGACUCCGUUGUGGAAAACCCAACAGCAGAUGGCAGGGACAAAACACUCCCUGCUUUUUUAAAGGACACAAAAAACUUUUCAAAUUUCCAAGCAACAAAAAAGAGAAUUGCUUACAGAGCCUUCACUUCAAACCAAACCAAAGCUGAUUCUGCUUUGAAAAAGCAAGCGACAACAAGCAAGGACAAUACACAUUCUCUUCUUUUAAGUGACACAAACCGACCCAAAACUGAUUCUGCUUCGAAUAAGCAAGCAACAACUUGCAAGGACGAUACACUUUCUCCUCCUUUAAGCGACACAAAUAAAGUUUCUGACUCAGACACUGCAAACGGGGAAACUCCUGCACCUGUGGUUGGUCAUGGUGCCAUGAUUUCGAACCAAACUGAGGUUGACUCAGUCGUGGAAAACCCAACAGGAGCUUGCAGGGACAAAACACUCCCUGCUUCUUUAAAAGACACAAAUAAUGCCCCUUACUUCCAACUAACAAAAAAGAGAAUUGCUUACAGUGCCUUCACGUUAAACCGAACUAAAUCCGAUUCUGCUUUGAGUAAGCAAGCAACAACCUGCAAAGACAAUACACAUUCUCUUCUUUUAAGUGACAAAUUCCAACCCAAAGCUGAUUCUGCUUCGAAUAAGCAAGCAACAACCUGCAAGGACAAUACACUUUCUCCUCCUUUAAGUGACACAAAUAAAGUUUCUGACUCAGACACUGCAAACAUGGAAAAAAUCAGAAAUCCCACACCUGUGGUUGGCCACGGCGCCAUAACUUCGAACCAAACUGAGGUUGACUCAGUUGUGGAAAACCCAACAGCAGCUUGCAGGGACAAUACACACUCUGCUUCUUUAAAGGACACAAAUAACAUCUCAAGUUUACAAGCAACAAAAAAGAGAAUUACUUACAAAGCUAUGACUUCAAACCGAACCAAAGCUGAUUUUGCUUUGAAUAAGCAAACAACCUGUGGGGACAAUACACUUUCUCCUUCUUUAAGUGACGCAAAUAAAGUUGACUCGGACACUGCAAACAGGGAAACUCCCACACCUGUGGUUGGUCAUGGUGCCAUGACUUUGAACAAAACUGAGGUUGACUCAGUUGUGGAAAACCCAACAGCAGCCUGCAGGGACAAUACACUCCCUGCUUCUUUAAAGGACACAAAUAACAUCUCAAAUUUCCGAACAACAAGAAAGAGAAAAAUUCAGGACUCCAAUGGUGUGAUGAGUCCCAGUCCCACCACUACAAGUCAUACCAAAACUUACCCAACUUCGAAAAACUCAACACCCACUUGCAGGCUUGAUUCACUCCUUGCUGUUUUGAAGAGCACUAUUAACAAGGUCAAUGCCAAAGCACCCAAAAGCUCUACAACUGUGACCGGUCACGGCACCAUAAUGUCAAACCAAACCCAAUCAGACUCUGCUUUAAACAACCCAACAACAUCUUGCAGUGAUAAUGCACUCCCAGCUCCCUCAAAGGGUACAGAUAAUGUAUGUAAGUUUGAGACCAUAAAUAAAAUUAAAACCUUCAGGUCUGUGGUUGGUCAAAAUCCCAUAACUUCAAACCAAAUCAAAACUGACUUUGCUGUGGAUAAACUAACAGAAUCUUAUAGGAUAUUUUCACCCUUUGUUCUUUUAAAGGACAUAAAUAAAGUCUCUAAUUAUAAAGACAUAAUAAAAAAUAAAAUUCCAAACUCAGAGUCUGUGGUUGGUCACAAUGCCAUAACUUCAAACCAAAGCAAACCUAAAUCUGCCGUGGAUAGCCCAACAACAUCUGGUAGGGUAGAGUCACACAUCGCUCUUUUAAAGGACACAAAUGAGGUUUCCAAAGAUGAAGAAACAAAAAAGAAUAAAACUGAGAGCUCCAACUCUGUGGUUGGUCACAAUACCAGAACUUCGAACCAAAGCAAAUUUGGCUCUACUGUGGAUAACCCAACAACAUCUCAUAGAACGGAUUCACACAUUGAACUUUUAAAGGACAGAAAUAAUGUCUUCAAUUAUGAAGAUAGAAAUAAUAUCAAAAUUAAGAUCUCCAAGUCUGAGGCUGGUUACAGUGCCACAACUUCCAUCCAAAACAAAGUUGAAUCUGCUGUGGACAACCCAACAACAUCUUGUAGGGUAGAUUCACAAAUUGCUCUUUCAAAAGACACAAAUAUAGUUUCCAAUCAUGAAGAAACAAAAAAGAAUGAAUCUAAGAGCUCCAGGUCUGUGGUUGGUCAUAGUGCCAUAACUUCCAUCCAAAGCAAAGUUGAAUCUGCUGUGGAUAACCCAACAUCUCGUAGGGUAGAGUCGCAAAGUGCUCUUUUAAAGAACACAAAUAAUGUUUUCAAUUAUGAAGAAACAAAAAAUAAUAAAACUAAGAACGCAAAGUCUGUGGUUGGUUACAAUACCAGAACUUCAAAUCAAAGCAAGAUUGGCUCUGCUGUGGAUAACUCAACAAGAUCUCGUAGGGUAGGGUCACGCAUUGCUCUUUUAAAAGACACAAAUAAUGUCUCCAAUUAUAAAGCAACACAAAAGAAUAAAACUAAGAACUCUAAGUCUGUGGUUGGUCACAGUACCAGAACUCCAAACCAAAGCAUAGGUGACUCUGCUGUGGAUACCCCAACAACAUCUCAUAGGAUAGAUUCACACAUAUCUUUUUUAAAGGGCACAAAUGUCUUCAAUUAUGAAGAAACAACUAAGAAUAAAAUUAGGAUCUCCAGGCCUGUGGUUGGUCACAGCGCUAUAACUUCCAUCCAAAGCAAAGUCGGCUCUCCUGUGAAUAACUCAACAACAUCUUGUAGGGUAGAUUCGCAAGUUGCUGUUUUAAAGGACACAAAUAAUGUCUCCACUCAUGAAGAAACAAACAAGAAUAAAAUUGAGAUCCCCAAGCCUGUGGUUGGUCAAAAUACCAUAACUUCAAACCAAAGCAAAGUUGACUCUGCUGUAAAUGACCCAACAAUAUCUCAUAGGAUAGAGUCAAUCAUUGCUCUUUUUAAGGACUCAAAUAAUGUCUCCAGUAAUGAAGAAACAAAAAAGAAUACAAUUGAGAACUCCAAGCCUGUGGUUGAUCACAAUGCCAUAACGUCAAACCAAAGUCAAGUUAAUUCCGUAGUGGAUAACCCAACAACAUAUAGAACAGAUCCACACAUUGCUCUGGUAAAGGACACCAAUAAGAUAACCAAUUAUAAAGAAACAAAAAAGAACCCCAAAUCUGUGAUCAUCCAUAGCGCCAUCACUUUAAACCAAACUGAAGCCGACUCUGCUUGGAACAGGCCAGGCAACAACUGCAGGGACAAUACACUUUCUCCUCCUUUAAAUGACAUAAAUAAUGUUUCCAACUCCGAUAUGACAAAAGGGGAAGAAAUUCGAAAUCUCACAUCUGCAGAUCAUUAUGGUGCUAUAACUCCAAACCAAACCAACGUCUACCCAGCUGUGCAUGACCCAACAGGAUCUUGCAGGGACACCACACUUACUGCUUCUUUAAAGGACCCAAAUAAUGUCCCCAUUUCCAAACCAACAGAAACAAAAACAAUGAAGCUCUCUGAGUCUGCUGUUGGUCAAGGCGCCAUAAUGUCAAAUCAAACCAAAGUAAACUCUUCAUUGAAUGACCCAACAACCUGUAUGCAUGAUAGUCUUCCUGGUCCUUUAAAAGAGGCAAAUAAUGUCUCCAACUCUGAGUCAACGAAAGGGAAAGAAAUGAAAAAUUCCACAGCUGUGGGUGAUAACCGCAGCAUAGGGUCAAAUAAAACUGAGACCAACGCUAAUAUUGAUGCGACAACGGGAGUUUGCAGUGGCGGUACAUCAACUGCCCCUAUGAAUGGUACAAAUACUAUUUCUAAUUCAGAGGACACAAGGGUGACAACUCAGAAAAAUGCCAAGGAAAAUCAUGGACCUGCUCAGGUUGGCUCAUCUCUGAAUAACCCAACAAAAGAUUGCAGUGACGACCCCUCAGCCAAUCCUGUAAAAGAUACAGAUAACUGUUCCAAACCUAAGGCCCCAAAGGUGAAGAAAAAGCGGAAGAAAGAAAGAAAGCACAAAUGUCCAGAUUGCGGGAAGCUGUUUUUAUUCAAUGCACAUCUGGUGGUGCAUUAUCGAACUCACACAGGAGAGAGGCCUUUCUCUUGUCUUGAAUGUGGCAAAAGCUUUCUCUGUAAGACCCAACUCGCGGCGCAUCAAGUAUUCCAUUCCAAGGAGAGGCGGUAUUCUUGCUCUGAGUGCAAUAAAAGCUUCUACAACAGCACUCAUCUCCAGGUUCACCGAAAAAUCCAUAAAAAUGAACGACCCUAUGUAUGCGCCGAGUGUGGGAAGACAUUUAUCCACUCGUCAAACUAUACCAAACAUCUAGAGAUUCACAAGGGGGUGAAAAACUAUUUGUGCUCUUACUGCGGAAAAAGUUUUCGGCAAAGCAGUCACCUUCAUUCUCAUCAAAAACAGCACACUGCAGACCAUGGGUUUUCAUGCCACAAGUGCCACAAAAAGUUUAAGACAGAACGUUCCUUGAUCACUCACUAUAAAUCCCACCGAAUCACGCCGCUUUCUUGCUCUGAAUGUGGCAAGCAUUUUAUCAAUCGUGUCAGUUUUGAUCGCCAUCGGCGUGUCCACACAGGCCACAAAUUGUUGUCUUGUCCCGAAUGUGGGAAAUGCUUUAUAAAUAAAACCCAUCUUUCUGUCCACCAACGGACUCACUCAGGAGAAAAACCCUUUGCAUGCACAAGCUGCGAAAUGAGAUUUAGCGAUAAGUCUGCCUGUAAAAGGCAUAUUGGAAGGCACACGCAAAAAACUCCUGAAGAGCACCCAGCAAAUGUUCAAAGUUUGGACAAGCAAAAAGGCCCAGACGUACACACCAAGCCAUUUCAAUGCCUAGAUUGUGAGAAAUUUUACAAAACAGAGGCAAGGCUCUCAAAUCACCAAAAGCGUCACCAUAAAGAGAAUCCAUUUUCAUGCAGUGAUUGUGGCAAACGUUUCGCCGAAGAAGCACUGCUAGCUGCACAUCAGAAGAGUCACCUCGCCGAAAAACAUUUUUUGUGUUUGCAGUGUGGCAUGGGUUUCAAAACACAACUGGAGCUUGAAACACAUCAGGAAAUUCACUCUAUAAAGGCACUUUUAUGUAACAUUUGCGGACGUCGUUUUGCCCUUGAGGAACACCUAGCCAUGCAUCAGAAAAGGCACUUGGAUGAGAACCUAUUUUCAUGUGAAAAGUGUAACAUAGCAUUCAAAUCACAAGCAGAACUUGAAACGCAUUGCAAAAGUCACCCAGAAAAGAAGUUUUCAUGCAUCGAUUGCGAGCGUCUUUUCGCCUCCGAGAAACGCUUAGCCAAGCAUCAGAGAAAGCACCAUGGUGUCAUUACACUUCUUUUUUCAUGUGUGAAGUGCAGCAGAGGCUUCAAAACGGUGCUGGAGCUCGAAACGCAUGAGCGAAAUCACCCUGAAUUGAACUUAGUUUUUUGCCCUGAUUGUGGUCGGCGUUUCACAAGUGAGACACUCCUAGCUGCACAUCAGAAGCAGCACCUCGGUGAAAAGGGGUUUCUGUGUUCCAGAUGCAGUAAAGGCUUCAAAACCGAACAUGAUCUCAAAAUGCAUCAGAAAAAUCACCCAGAAGAGAAGCCAUUUUUAUGUGGUGACUGUGGUCGACGGUUUGCUAGCGAGUUGCUCUUAUCUGCACAUCAGGAGAGGCACGUCAGCAAAAAGCGCUACUUGUGUAUGAGCUGCGGGCGCGGGUUUAAUGAGAAGUCGAAUUUCGAAAAACACUGUAGAGUUCACACAGGUGAGAGGCCCUAUAAGUGCUCCGAUUGCGACAAGACCUUCUCCGUCAAAUCCAAUAUGAUCAGGCACCAUAAAAUUCACACUGGCGAGCGCCCUUUUAAGUGUCUGGAAUGCGGGAAAAGCUUCAGGGUCAAGUCUUAUUUCCUCAUCCACCAAAAAUUGCACACUGGAGAACGAGAAUAUUGCUGUCCUCAGUGCCCAAAAACUUUCCGGGACAAGUCAAACUAUCAGAGACACAAGAAGAGCCACACAGUAGUAGUCAAGCGGUUUACUUGCACCGAGUGUGGAAAAAGUUUUAGCAGUCCCACCCAGCUGACGAUACACGCAAGGACCCAUUCGCGGCAAAAAUUUGAGUGUGCUCAUUGUGGGAAGAAUUUUAAAAACAACUGGAGUUUAAAUAAGCAUACAAAAACUCACAAGCCAAAAAUGUUAUCGAAAGCAGAAAAGGUGGCGGUGUAGCUCAUAUUCAGCUGGCACAGACUUUCCUAUACCCAGCCAUGAAUUCAAUACCUACUUGGAGGGUUGCAAAAUAGUCCCAUGCCAAAGGGUGGGGUGCAAUCCUUCAUACAUAUCCAGAGUCUUCCCCAGUGCCUUCCAUUAAAUACAUGCCUUGAACGGCUCCAGUAUGGCUUUCCAAUGAACAUCAAUGGUGGAGAAUGUAGCAUCCAGGAGCUA